This is a messenger RNA of Ceratosolen solmsi marchali, 1500 nucleotides long. RefSeq lists its product as uncharacterized. NCBI's taxonomy places the organism in Eukaryota, Metazoa, Arthropoda, Insecta, Hymenoptera, Agaonidae. The record is from RefSeq and is a predicted model, not a curated record. The annotation marks the transcript as partial. The transcript is spliced from 8 exons.
AUGUCAAAAUUUGAUGUGCAUCAUGAUAAUAUGGCUUCCAGUGCACUAGAAGAAAAAAUUAUUAAGAUUAAAUUACAAAAUGAAGAGAUAAGGCGGAGACAUGAGGAGGUCGAAGCUGAUAAGAAAAAUGCAGCAAAACUAAAUGCUUUAGUAAAAAUGGUACCAUCGGAUGAUUGGCCAGAGAGGAAGGAGCCACCAGAGUUUUCUGCUCCACCUAAAAUAACACAGAAACAAAAAGCUUUAAAUAAGGAACAUAAUGAUAGACCUCCGCAACAUUAUUCAGGAAUUCAAGAUAGACUUGGCAAAAAAGAUCACAAAUUUGCUCAGGGAGAUGGACCGCCACCUGAUCCAAAAUAUAAUUUCUUAGCGGAUUCAGAAAGGGAAAUACGUAUUACGGAUAAUAGUAGGGUAGAUGAAAGUAAGAACAGAUCUAGAAACAAGGCCUCUCGUGGAUCCAAAAAACGAGGAGGUGAUAGCGGAGGAGGAUCUAGAGAUGCAUAUUUCAAAGAUAAUCGUGGCCCACAUGCGUUUUACAGUAGAGAAGAAGCUCUACCGGAAUACGAAGCAUGGAGAGCUGAACGAAAUAGAAUCGAUGAGGCACGUAUUAGUCGACAGAAAACCGCCGAAGGCAAUUGGCGCAGAGAAUGGGAUAGCAAUAAAACAAAUGUUGAAAAAGAUCCUUUAAGAAAAGGAGAUUCUAAUAGAAAAGAAUCAAAUAAUUAUGACAGGAGAAAUAAUCAUUAUGACAGUGAUUAUUCUAAUCGUGGUCAUGGCGGAAGUAGAACGUAUCACGGUUCUCAAAAAAAUCACAAUCAAGAUUAUCGACGUUCACAUCAUGAACAAAUUCACGAAUAUAAGAGACAAUUAGAUAAUAAGCCGCCUUUGUCACCAAAUGAUGAUAGAACAGUCACUGCUACUGAUAAAAGUAUUAAAGUAACAUUGAAUCAUGGAAAUCAAACCAAAGGUCCAGUAAUGAGUGUAAAAGUGAAUUCACCAAGUAUUGCUGGUACUGGAAGAGUUGGUCCGCGACAGAAGAGUCGAGUUACUUACAGCAGUCAGUCGGAUGCUGAUGUGACUGUUCAUGAAUUAAAUAAUUUUUCUAGACAGAAGUCUUUUGACGAAAAGACGGCUGGAGCGUACUUCAAUAGCGGACAAAAGUCAACGCCAAAAAGCCCUUUCUCUCAAAGAAAGAAAGAUAGUAACUCUAAAUCCGCUUACAAUCAGAGGAAAGAAUUUAAAAAUGACGAAUCAUCAACUCGAACUAAAAUUGCAAUAAAAACAACUUACUCUCAGAGGAAUGAAUCUAAAGAUCAAAGACAAUUAAACAAUUUAUCAUCCAAAGUACAACGAAUUCAAAAGCGAAGUCAAAAACAAUGUGUAAUAAAUAAAGAAGAGAGUCUAUCUAUUUCCGACGAAGCAAUACCUUGUGAAUAUAAUCCUGAUAAGUCUUUUAGUGCUCGUGAAGAUGUAAACAAAGAAAAACUUGAUACUGAAUAUGAA